This is a messenger RNA of Chlorella variabilis, 1779 nucleotides long. RefSeq lists its product as hypothetical. Gene Ontology annotation, cellular component: nucleus; histone methyltransferase complex; chromatin. Gene Ontology annotation, biological process: regulation of transcription by RNA polymerase II; negative regulation of cell population proliferation; negative regulation of cell cycle. Gene Ontology annotation, molecular function: Y-form DNA binding; chromatin binding; transcription cis-regulatory region binding. The record is from RefSeq and is a predicted model, not a curated record. Lineage: Eukaryota; Viridiplantae; Chlorophyta; Trebouxiophyceae; Chlorellales; Chlorellaceae. The coding region runs from base 1 to 1779 and encodes 592 amino acids. The transcript has 6 exons.
AUGAGGCUCGAGCAGCCAGCGGCGCUGCGGCGCAUAGCGCUGGGUGCGGUGGAGCUGAGCCUGACUCCCAAGGAUGCCAGCAAGCAGAAAUGGCCGGCAGACCUGCCCGGCACGGUCAAUCAGCUAGCGGCGGCCUUUGAGGCGUACGUUGGCGAGCUGGCAGGCAGUGGUAUGCUCCAGGCGGAGGCGGCGCCUGCAGCCAAGGUCAAGGCGGUGGCUGAUGCGGUGUGGAGCAAGCUGAACAAGGGAUACAGCAAGGACCUGCAGCACGCGCAGCACGUGUAUAACUUUGCGGCGCUGCUGCUGCCGGGCGGCAUGCCUGGGCUGAAGAGGCAGCUGGAUUGCGCAGGCGUGGUCACGACAUCCUACGCCCUAUGCCAUGCACUCAGCCGGCGGUACCAGCAGCACGCUGAGCUGGCGGCGGCACGCAUGCAGAUCAGCGAAGACCACUGCUGGAUACAGCUAAGCAACAGGAGCGACAGGGAAACUACUGUGGAAGUGACCACAGACACAGCUGCUAAGCGUGGGCUGCCGGUUUCUCGGGAGGCCUGGGAAGGGUGGCUUUACACGGGCGGCCACGCUGUGCUGUGCUCUCCGCACGCCGCCCUGGCGGCGCUCGUCUCCUCUCUCAACCCUGCCAUCUCGGGCGGCAAGAAGGGGGUGAGCCUGGAGACGGACAGCGAGGAGCUGCAGGCGGUGCAGCAGCGGCUGCUGGAGGUGCUGGCAGAGGUGGAGCCGUCGGCCCUGUACCCGGCAGCGCUCUGUGCCCUGGCAGACCUCAAAGAGGUAGCAGCCCAGGAUGCGCUAGAUGCAGCUCGGGACAGCGGCGAUGCAGCGCAGCUGGCGUGGCUGCUGCAGCGCAGAUUGGGCGAUUCACAGGAACUGUUUGAGCGAGCCAUCAGGCUGGCAAGUGGCGGCAGACCUGCCACCGGCGCCACCAACGGCAGCAUUGCUGACAGCGAAGGCAAGGCAGCACAAGAAGGGGAUGGAACGGCAGAUGGCAGAGUGUAUGUUGCGCUGCGGAUUGACGACGCGGGCGGCUGCGCCACGGUGGCGCUUUGCCUCAACGAGCCGCAGCCGCAGCCGCAACCACCACCGCCGCCAGGGCAGCAGCAGCAGGAAAGCGCAUCGAAUGGCACCCUUGCAGUAGCAGCAGCAGCUGGAAGCAGGUGUGAGAGAAGCCUGCCGGGAGAACCUGGUUGGAUGUGGUACUGCCACUCCUACCUGGCAGCCUAUCUGGCCAGGCGAGCCCAGUUUCUGGGCAGCUGUGGGGAGCAGCACUGGGAUGCUGCGAUGGACACCUUUGCAUCCGCGCUGCAGGCCGCCAGCUGCGGUGCUGCUGUGCUGGCACGCUACCGCUUCUCACCCUCCACAGAUGAACAGCUGCACAAUGACGUCGAGGGGGUGCUGGAGGAGGUGUGCAGGGAUGGCCUGCUGGCGCUGGCCAAGAGCCAGCCUGGCGGCCAGAUCAGCGACCCUGCGCCCCUGGCCUCGCUGCUGCUCCUGUGGGAUGGCGUGUGCCAGCUGUUUGCCGGCAAGGCCAAGCCCAGCGGCUGGGUGGCGCUGGUGCUGAAAGCAGCCAAGCUGUUCAGCCCGGAGGCCAGGGAAGCGGCGGCGGCGGCGGUGGAGGGGCGCAUCAGCAGCGGGCCCAUGGUGGCGGCGCGCCAGCUGUGGCGGGAUCUCAAGCCCGUGCCGCUCAAGCCGCUGUUUGAGUCUGCGGACGUCACUGGCGGCGACAGCGGCCCAGGCGCGCGCGCCGCCAAGCGGCAGCGGCGGUGA